This is a messenger RNA of Xyrichtys novacula (pearly razorfish), 34876 nucleotides long. Lineage: Eukaryota; Metazoa; Chordata; Actinopteri; Labriformes; Labridae. The record is from the annotation of a GenBank genome assembly.
AUGCUAAAACUUCUUUUUCACUGGGUAAGUCAGUCUUUUUAUUACAGUGACAAAUACACAAAAUAUGUACUGAGAUCUUUUAUAAAAACAAUUUCUAAGUGGGAGGGAAAAUGACUUUGACACGGUAAAAAAAACUUAAUUUGGGGCCUUGGUUCUGGACUCAAUUUUAAAGCAUGUAGCAGACUACUUUCACCACAUUGCUAACUCUUGUUUCCUCUUUUCUAAUCUGAAAAAGCUGCCAGCCAGUGAUAUAGUAGGUGUAGCUCAGAGUUUGGAUUGAACCAAAACCUUGAGCCAGAAAACCAAAUUGUAAGAUGCAAAGCCAGACUGGCAACUUCAUCACACAGGAAACUCUAUUUCAAAGUACAGUUUAUGGAUUUUGUUUGAUUUAAGUGUGGGCCUAUUGUAAGGGGACUCAUUAAGGUGAGAUGAGAUAACUCAAAAGCAGGGAGUUGAAAUUUGAGAAUGUGAUUUUCUGUUUGUGGGACUAAGCCAAACAGCUUACUUGGCCAUCAAACUGCCAAAGUGUUAUAUCUUUGAUCAACUUGUUCCUUUUUAGCUGUGUAACCAAGUCUAUAAUCUAGAAAUCAUACUAUUUAGAUUUACAAUCUAUGAUAGGGGAGAGUGGGGUAAGAUGAGCCAUUUUUCAUAUUUCGGAUCACUUAUUGCUGCUCCCCUAGUACCUCCCCCAACACUUUGUGAUGUGUAUCAUUGCAAACAAAGAACAUAAAGCGCGGUCAACAAAAACUACAGCUACCUAGGCUUACCUCUCCACCCCAGUGCAGGUGAGACCGCCCCUAUAUAACUUACUGGCUUUCAAACACAGUGCCCACGUGACCCAAGUCCAGCAAAACCAAGAGCAACCAGAGAAAAGUAAUUAAACACAGGAUAACCGAUAAGCAAAGCACCAUUAUGGCUCCUACAUCACUACAUCAAGGCAAUCAUAGUUUUGUCUCUAACUAGUGUAUCUGCAUAUAUUUCAUGAUGUUGAGCAUCGCCACAAAACAACAGAAAGAGUUUAAACAUAACUGUCUUGAUAAUCCGUAUACAGGCGGGAGGCGGAACCAAGUUGUCCAUAGUAUAUACAGUCUAUGAUCAUAGGCCUUUACUUUCCCCAGAACUACUGUUAUGACUUUAUUAGUCUUCUAAGCUAAAAUGGUAGACUUUUAUGCUAGGUUUAUGCAUGCUGUAGCUCGUAGAUACCACAAUUGAUGUAUAAAAAUAAUUUAAAAUGAUCUCUUUUUUUUGGUCUGAACACAAUUUUAAUAAAACUAAUGACAGACUAAAUUCACUUUCAAGAGUGAAAAAUGUUUUUUUUUUUUUUUUUUGAAUAAACGUCUAACCCCUUUACCCAUAUGCUUCUAACCUUCACAGACUCCAUGAAUUGAUGCCCAUUUCUUAAAUAUUUAUUCACAUGAUCGAUUUCUUUUACCAUUUCCAAGCAACAGGGGUGGCUCAACUUACCCUUUGACUAAACGUACCCCACUUUCCCCUAUAAACCAGUUUCUGCCAGUUAAAGCGCCGUCUGUUAAAAUCCUCGUUUCCCUGAAGUACGUGAACGCAGCAUUAUCAGCCCUCCAGUCAGCAGGUACCUCCACCUGCUGGUCACUGUGAUAACUACAGCCGAGGCGGAGCAACACAUCAUUCAUUACCGACCAGUCCAGAUAGAAGGAGGACGGGGAGGCAAGCCGUGAAAGCGAACAGAUGUGAACUGGACUACGAAAAGACAACAAGCUGCAGUGAAGACGGAGAACCCUUUGAGUCUGCUAACAUGUGGCAACCCGCGUCGGAGCGACUGCAGGUAAGACACGGGUGUCUGUGAAACGUUCAUUGUCGACAUGGCAGCAGUAAAUAAACGCUUCACUGUUCUUCAAACCCGUCGUGCUGUGCGUGGCUCCAAACAGGAGAAGACUUGCCACGGGUACUGAACAGCUACAGAUGUUUUGAGAGCACUGUCGGAUGUUAUUAGUCAUCUACAAAACGCUAUGAACCUGUUUUUCUUUUUAAUUCGCAGUAUCGCUUGUUAGCUAACCUCUCUGUUUCCAAUUGAACCCCCCUUUGGUGUUGUGUUUAAAUGCACCUAUUUACGUUACGCAAGCCGGGUGUACAGUGCAACAAUUUGUCACUUCCACCGGAGUUUACCUAAAUUGACAAAAACACGCAUAUCCAAUUUGUGCAGAAACUGGUUAAUUUGGUCCACAGGCUUUUGUACACCAACACUCAUAUUCACACCAACGUAAUGAGUGUAACUGCAGGCCCUCUUCUACCGUGGACACUCUGCUGUGUUGUCACAUCUAAUGCCUUUAUCGCGUGUUUUCAAGUCUUUCAUAAGGAAGGCCCACAAGCCAACAAGCUGCCGUCUGUGACCGGUUAGGAUACUGUGGAAAAAAACACCGUUAAUGACACGUAGUUUGAUAUCCAAGGGGCAAGCCGUGCACCGAGCCUGGCUUCACGUCUCUCUUGCAGACGUAAUGCUCUCCAGAUGUCGGCCUGCGGACUGCCUGCCAAGUGAACUUGCACAAUCCCCCUUCUUCUGCCCAGGCGUCAAGAAGAUGGAAUCACGAAUUAUUAAAAGCGAGAGUUCCGGUUUUUUAGAUGUGGAGUCAGCUUGGGCAGAUUGAAAUGUUCUCAUGAACACACCUCUCCAUCACUCUUAAACCAAAGAGUGUCACAGAAAUAGUUUAUGUCACUGCAUGGUUGUACAAGAGCCAGCCUACUAACUAUUGGCAGAACUGGUCAUAACACUGAGGAAGCUUUGGGCCACCGUGUUCCACUCUACUGCUCAACAAGUGGCAGAAAGUCAUCAUCCAAAGAUUGUUUUCUGGCUUCUUGCAAAGGGGAAAUUUUUCUAGUGCACAGUGAGAAAGUAAAUGUUUCCAAUCAUGCAUAUUUGUAAGCUAGCCAAUUCUAUAAGAGAAAAUAACCAUGUGAAUUUACAAUCAUCAUAAUUUGGGCAAGACACAUUAAACACAGCUCAUACUUAAAGGGAUAUUCUGGCGUAAAAAUUGAUUUAAGGUCAAAGUCAAACACACCCUAACACCGAGUUAGACACCCCCUUGAGAGAUGAAUGUUGCUGACUGCUUGCUUCUCUAGUUUUACCAAUUUGAGUGACGACCGCAGAAUAGCAAUACACAGCGGUCUGAGGAGCCAUAAACAAACCUAAACCAAGACGCCACUCUAUAGCCACAAAUAAUGCUCAGAACAGCUCCUAACUUCAUCAACAGUACAUAUAGGGUCCCAGCCAUAGUACUAGACACCAAACAUCUUUUUAACUUUGCCGGAUUUCUUAAGCAAAGAGACUAAAUACAACUCACCUACUCUCUUCCAAGAGCCACUUGAUUGUAGCAAGACCUCGGGCAAGUCCAUUACGGACUGCUGUGGGGUGACACUGUUCAAGGAAGAACAUUUAUGAUCAUUUCUUUAUAAUUUCCUUGAAGUAAUAAUCACCAUAUUAAUCAUUUUGCACUGCAGACACAGUAGUUCUUCUGCCUUAGCGUCUCGGUCUGAUUGCAUUUCCAUGAAGAAAUGAUCAUAAAUGUUCUUCCUUGAGCUGCGUCACCCCGCUGUAGUCCGUAAUGGACUGGCUUGAAGUCUCACUACAAACAAGGGGCUGCUGGAUGAGAGUGGGUGAGUUGUGUUUAGUCUCUUUGCUAAAGAAAUCAGGCAAAUCAAAAAAGAUGUUUGGUGUCUAGUGCUGUGGCUGGGACCCUAUAUGUACUGUUGAUGAAGUUAGGUGCUGUUCUGAGCAUUAUUUGUGGCUAUAGAGUGGCUUUUUGGUUGAGGUCAGAAUAUCCCUUUAAGGUGCUAGAAAUCAUACUAACUUGAUUGAGAUGAUCAGGUUGCAUAAAGUAAAGGUUUUAAGACAUUUUUAAUCCCAAAACCUCUGUUAAUGUUAUAUUAAAGGAAUAGCUUACCUGUGCUGGCGGUGCUUUUAUAAGCACAGACCAGACUCCUUGAGCUAGCAAGUGGACCUGUUAAGGAAACAGUCUCUGAAUUGAGUAAGAAGUCACUUUCCCAGCCUGGCUGAUGAUACUGUGCUUCUGGAUCCUUAUUUACAAAGAGGGAUCAUGGAGUUAAAAAGACAUGGGCUUUAUGUGUUGAUCAUAUAAAAUAUCAGUAACAUAUUUUGGAUUUUUACUUUCUAAUCCAAUGAAAGCAGUGUUUCUAAAGUUGAGAUCUUUUUAAUGUGUUGAUAGACUUCUUAGACUUUGUUGCGAACAUGACUGUGCAGCAAUAGCUUUAGUUUGUUUCACGGCUAAUAGUUCUGGCUCGACAUUUUCACCACCUUUGAUAAAUGCACGGAUUGGGUGAACAUUGAUCCAUGAGGCCCAAAGUUCAUAAGACCCGAACUUCUUUGGAUCUCUUUUUUCUCAACUUUGAUUCUGCUUACAUAAAGCCCAAUAAGCUUGUUUUGUAUUUCUGGGUACACAACAGAAACCCCCUAGAAAUGCUCAUUGGUCAGUGGACUGUUAGAUUCUAUUGGAUCAGCAAAGAUGUAAUGAAUCAAAACAACAGAUUAGGAUCGAGAACCCGUCCUGAUAAAAUAUGGUUGUAGAACAUAUCAGUGCCAGCCUAUUGCCUGCUUGGUAACCAUGGCAACGAGCAUCCUUUUGAUUGGUAUCCUCCAUCUUCUCCUUUUGAGUCAGGGCUGGUGGGGUUUUCUGGAGCCGAAAUUAGCUCUUCAAAAUAUACUUGUGUUUAUUACCAUCUGUUUGGUUGUUUUUAUUCACUAAGGCACCCAUCCAUGUUAUCCUCACUUGUGCUGUCCCUAGUUGCCAUAGCAACACCCGAUGUCUUGCUGCAUUUGUGUCUCACACUCAGGCAGAUAGAGAAGGGGAAGAGGAGAUGGAUGGUGGAGUGGGGUGGGGGGCAGGGGGUACAGGUCGCAUCACGAAAAGCUCUAUAACACUGACGACCUUAAAAUUUUUGUGAUGUUGUGUGUCGAUGCUGCAUCGUGCCUCUCUGUUUUUCCCUCCCUCUCAUUCUGUGUCUAUUCCCCCAAUCAGUUUUGGGGGGCCCCGCCUCCUCCUCAGGCAGAGGCCAUGUUAGUUCAGCGACAGAUUGCACAAUAUGUGGUCUGGGCACAGAUGCACACACACACACACAUAUAGACAUAUAAGCAAGUUGGCUGGCGGAUGGAGUAUGCAUUCAAACACAACAACAUGCUUCCUUUUUUGAAUAUCCUCUACCAAUCCUGUUUUUCCCUCCGUCAGCAAGUCUUUCUUAAGCCAUGGUUUCCUCUUUUGACGCUUUAUUGUGUGUGACACUGACGAACUGGCCUGAGUACAUAAAAAGACAUGGACUUGACAGUGCAGAAAUAGCUGACUGAGGUCAAACACGGUGAGAACCAGCUGUCUUUGCUUCUUUACUUUGUUGCUGUCCUGCUUUAUUUGUUUCUGGGUCCAGCCCUUUUGGUCUGUCUGUCUGUCUGUCGGUCUGAGGUUGCUCUGUGGCCACAGCUAUUUUGUUGGGAGUGUGGCUUUGGUGACCAAAGGGAUCCAUGAGCAGACUGGCAGAAAAUUUCCCAUGGUUCCCUUGGCACAUUGUCUUUUUUUCAGCCAGUACACAUUUGCCUCUUGUGAACAAACGGCUUUUGGCUCACUGGUUUGACUCUUUGAGUUUGAUGAAUGAGCAGAAAUAUCUGUUUCUGGAAGUUGUCAUUUAUCAAGGUUUUUGUAAGGAAGUACAGAAGACAGAGAGUAUAAUGAUUGCCAUUAAUCAAGGAAGAAUAGCUUCAGCUGUGGUUUUGAAUAAUUUGGUCUGGACCUUUAUCCAGAUUAUUCUUCCUGUCCUUUUUCAUCUCUAGUAUUUUCUUUGUCAGCAAGGUUUAAAACGAUAUUUUUGGGGCAAGUUAUCAUUGAAGCCGAAAUCAUAGCAUUUGAGACAUUUUACGGGUACGUGUAGGUUGCAUAUGUCCUGUCACACCUUCCUUACUUCAAAACAUUGCGUUGGUACAGUUAUCCUAACAAGCCGAUGGGUGAAUCAGACUCCUGUCAAGUUGAGAGUGAGUGUAAACCGACUGUGAUCUCGACAGCGGACUUUGUUUUUCGUCAUCAGCGGGUCAUUUCCAUGUGCCCUGUCUCCAUGUGGACUAUUUCAGAUGUCACUGUGGGUUCAUUGUUUACAUCAGUGUACUGGUGAUGUUUUUACUACCAGCCAUAGAUUGCCUCCCCCAGGCUCUGAGGUUUGGGUAUUUUAUACCCACUUCCUCCUGUGGAGCGGUAACCCACCAAUCACAGCAUCCGACCAUUUGCUGUUUCCCUCCUACAUGCCGUAAUGCUCCAAUCAGGGUUGAGAAAAACAGAUUUUCCUUUGCGUGUGGACCUCCCACAGUCCAUCCUGAGUUUAGCCCAUUCAGACUCAGUUCCUCUCGUAAACAGUCCCAGGAUCUGAGGGGGAGGCUGUAAACACAUACAGGGACAACUGGAGUUAAAGUUACACUGCCCAAGUCUUACCGUGCAAUAGAACCCGAGGACAGCAUCCUACUUUACAAGCACCACAUGCAGGACCAACUUCCUCCUGCUCCACCUGGGGAGAACAGCAUUAUCUCCAGUAAGGACAGGGAAGAAAGGAUAUCCGGCUGAUUCCCAGUCCUGAAAUGACAAAAGGUUUGUCAAGCUUCAAAGAGAUAGAGGUUGAGAGGUUGUUUGGAUGGACAUGGUUUGUUGGUUUAACCAGCAUUUUGAAGGGGCAAAUUCACUUCAAGUGCAGCUGUAGCCCAUGCACUGUUUACUCUGUAACAAAAGGCACAAGAGAAGAGAAGAUGAUUCAACACUCAAGCACUCACAAAAUACCUAUUUGUUGGAAGGGGUGAUGUGGUCUGAAGCAUGUUGAAGUUUUCUAAGAUAUUGGUCUUCCACUUUCAAAAUAACUUGUUGACUUUUUUGGGAAGUUUUACACAACUUGAUCGUGUCUUUUUGAACCAGUUUCAUUUAGUCAGUGUCUCCUGCGCACAUGCUGGAACCCAUGAAAGGUAUGCCUGAGGUUUCCUUCCAUGAUAUCAAUCAGCAGGUUUUGUAUUUUAUUAUAUAUUUAUAAUUUUGUCAAUCCAUCACAAUAUACUCCAAAAAUGUAAAUCCUGGUCUCAAAGAAAGCAAUAUGUAGUUUGAUCAUGGUAGUCAAACCACAAAAAAUGAGUGCUUUUAUUGUGCGUUUGAGUCAAGUGUGUAUCAUCUAGGACCUUUCUUUCUCAAUGUGGUUUGUCUGUUGUCUGUUUUUCAUAUUAAAUUAAAGGAUAAGAUGUAGAGCAGAUGAUCUGAUAUCACACAGUGCUGCCCUGCUGUCUUUCUCUUUGCUUGUACCUGUAGCAUCUGGUACAGAGCUCUGCAGUCUGCACACUCUUUCAUGUCAGAGCCUGCUCCGUGUUUAUCUGCGCUGGUGUCUGCUAGGGACAUGCCUGUAAAAUUAUCGAGAUGUCAUCAUCCUUGCAUGCAAAAAAAAAAAAAAAAAAGAGUUGUAGGCCUGAAAUGAUGACUGAGUGUUGUGUGUAAGAUGUGGUGCAGCCACCAGCCUUUAGCUAAGACCGUGGUUUUGGUGAAUAGAUACAUGAUGCUUCACUACCAAGAUGUAAACAGGCACAACUGACAGCAACUUGUAGCACAGUAUUUUGAUCUAGUAGAAGGAGAUACAGUUGUAUGAAGGCCAUGUCAUGCUUCUAGAUGAGUGGCUUGUAACUCAUGGACCAAAGCAAUCCAUAACCAGCAGACAUGUCAUUUACAAGAAGGACUGAAGACUGGUGGUGCUAGCUCUGCUAACAUAUCCCCACAGAGUAGACAAAUAUGCAUAGUGUACUUGCAGACUCUAUGGUAAGGUUUUAGUUAUUAUAAAAAAUGGUAAAUUUGGACUGUAGUUCCACUCUUAGAGAUACAGGUGUAGGUUUGUCUGAAUUCAAAUUUCCAUUAAAACAUCUACGACAUAAGUUAUGUUGAAAUUUUCCCAGUGUGUUCUGUCGACAUACCUUUUUUGGGCGGACGUCAAUAUGGUUCGUCCUCCUACAACAUUUUGAUUCUGAAAGAUAAAGCAGUAGCCAAUUGUGAAUAUCUGUGUUGGAGUUUUCUUUCUCUUAUCAUGCCUCCCAGACACAGCCUUACUUAUCCAUGUGGUUUCUCAACAUCAUUUCCAGCUGCUCUCCCCUGUUUUGUCACAUCUAUAUCCCUAUAACCUCUAUUCUGUAUGACAGGAGGCAUGGCAAAGGUUCUGUUUUUACCUCGGUUAUGCAGUGACUUUCCAUGAGAUUGACCCAAGAACCUCUUUCCUGUAAGAAUGCUCCCUCAGGGGGCCGAGCGUUUAACUUACCAUCUGUGACCUGUUAAGCUCAUCACUGCAGGAGGCAAACUGUGCAGAGACACUUUCCAAAGCCUGUCUGCUUAAUUUCUCAUGGAUGUAAUUAUUCAAGGCUUUACCUGGAUCUUCACAUACUUAAACAUAGACUUUAGAAUAGUUAAGAGCUGAGACUCAUUGGAGAAUUAGCCGUGUACUUGUCCUGAUGACACUUGGGUUUCCACAGUAAUUAGAGGCUUAAAAAGCAGCAGUUCAGAGCAAGCUGACAGCUCUGAGUCUGUUAAAUUUGACCUUGUUCCACCUUAGUUUGAAAGAUAAGUACCUUUCCAGAAAGAAUGCUGCUCCUGUGUAAACUAUUGUGAAACCAAGUUUAUUGCAAAUUCCAAUUUUCAGCAAAUACAUGUUAUAUGAGCAUAGUGGUCCAUAAAAUAGAAAUAGCUUAAACAGUUGUUCUGGAUGUUCAGCCAAGUUCUUUUUAUUGUGGCAUUUCUGCACUAUAAAUACACGGUCUUCAUAUGGGCACUGGCAUCAAUAAGUCACUGCUGAUGCUUUUAGUUCAACGUUCAUGCUAAUACACAUGUAGCUUUUUCAGUGUUAUCACAGUCAAUGUUAUAAAUGGUUGGUAAACAACCAUAUAGUCUGAAUCUACAGCAGGCUUUAUAUCAUGAAGACGAUUAGACUCUUGUUUCCUUCUGAAGAACAAUUGGUUCCAAAUUACAAAGAUGUGAAUUAGCAAUUGUCUAACUGAAGUGGUCAUCAUGAUAGGGGGCUGUGUAGAGGAAGGUCAAACAUUGUUGGUGUAUAUACUAUCAAACCCAUGUAGGGCUUGCUCCUCUCUUGUUCUCUUGCAAUCCCUUCAUAUAGGGCUAAAUAAUAUGGCCUUAAAUCAAUAUCACGAUAUAUUGAGCAGUUCUCCUCGAUAAUGAUAAAUGGACAAUAACGAUAAAUGGAAGAUAAUUACUCCCCCAGCUGCUCACCCCCUCCCACAUUAACUUCGUCUACUUCAGCCGCCACUCUAGCUGCUACAACUUUUGAACUGUCCUCCAUCUCCUCACCUGUCUUUCCCUCUUUUUUACAGACUGGAUAGGGUGGAGUCACGUCUCUGACAUAGGACAAAGUCUUAAAAGGGACAUGAGACCAUAGCCGACCUACACACAUCCAAAACCAACUUUUAUUUAUACAUGUUUUUGACAUUGAAUAUAUUGACAUGGGCAAACUGACAUCGGUUAUUGUAAAUUUCAGCAUCUGUAAAUUUUCGUUUUAUCACCAAGCCCUACCUUCACAUGUACAGUUGUAUAGACAAGGCAACUUCAGCAACAGUACCUCAGCAAAAUAGUUGGAGUUAGGCAGCCCAUAUCUAAGGCUGAUAUAUGUAAACUGGUAAAUUAUUUGUAUAUCUUUCCAUCCAGCCUCCCAUCCUUUCCUUUUCUUGUUACCCACUAUGCAAAGGAAAGGAAUUCUGCUAUAAUGUUGGCUUCUUUUUACUGUGAGGUGAAGUUGUCUUAUCUCAUAUUGAUAUGAAUGUUUCCAACCCAAGUGGGUGUGGAAGAUUGAAUCAGAUCAGUCAUACUGCUGCCAGCAGUUGCAACGUUCUUUGCACAAACUUUUCAGUGGAUGCUGCCAAACCAAGCCAGUUCCAACAACUGAUAGAGAUGUGGCUUUUAUAGGAACUAACUCUGUAUUAACCCUAGCCAGGUUGUUAAUGUGUGUCUUAGUAGGAAGUAAAGAAGAAAUGGGGAGGGUGCAGACUUUGAGAAACCAAAGAUAGCAGCAGAUGAAGUUAAAGGGAAAGUCCAGAUUUUUAUUUUUUAUAAUUGUCCUGAUCAGUAUAUCUCCCAGCCCUAAAUUUGUUUGUUGCUUUUACUGGCUGUUCUGAAGCUCUGGUUAAAGGCUAAUGCCAUAAUGCUAUGACAUAUAGAGAUGACAUAUGUUAUCGUAUAGCACAGCUCAGCAGGGAUGGUACUGAAAAAAGUUUGCUGACUCAGUAAACCAGUUUGGCACUGUUUACCUGCAGUCUCUUGCAUGUUUAAUAGAUUUUUAAUUAGACUAGUUGAUUUGUUCGAAUCUCAAUCUUCAUUUAGAUUAGCUACUUCUGAACACCUCUGAUCAAAAUAAGGGGCCUGGUUUGAGAAGCAGUUGUAGGCUUUACUGACAAAUAUAAAAUGAGGAACUAAUCUGACAAGGCAAGUGUUGACAGUUUCUUAAAUUGUGAGUUAAUUUACCAAUCCAUAUAAACCAAAAUACUCCAGAUGCAUUGGUCUGUGUCUCUGGAGGGGCAGGAGGAGCGUAGAGGAAAAGCCAACAGAGUGGACAGAUCCUCUUCAGAUUUCCACAAUUAGAGGCUUUUACUGUAAUCACACAUUUACGUAGCAUGUGCGGAGAUCAAGCCCCUGAAUAAUUGCUCAGACUUUAAUCUUACAACAAGGACGUGUUUCAUCAAUCUGAAUGAGCUCCUUUGUUGGGAGAUUUGAGGUUUUUACUUGUGACAGAAGCCAUUGUUAAGCAAUGGAAGUCUGAAGUGGAGACCAAACCCUUUGCUGAAACCAGCUCAGCACCGACCCAACCCACAUUGUCCUGAUGGUGGAGACAGAAAACCUGCCUGGGUCCGAGUGAAAGACAGAAAUAGAAUCACUAACAGCAGUAACUUGAUGAGGAGACUGCUGGGACCUGAGAAAUUACAAAAACAUUUAAAUGCAGUGAAAAUAUUAUGAAUAGAAUUCCAGCAUAAGUCCACAAGUGGCCCUCAGCUCCGGCCUUUUGCUCCUGGUGGGGGGCAGAGGAGUCGGGGAGCACACCCCGGCCCCCCCCCCCCUUGUCAGUACUGGGGCCAACCGCAGGAAUGUGAGCCGCUGUCAGGAAGCUGUAAAGUGCUGAUGCGGAGGUCAGCGAGCGUUUACACACAUGUGGCUUUACUUUCACAACUCCAUCUUGCCUCUUUUUCUUUUUUCAUCUUCAUCUGAGCCUUGCUUUAUUUUGCCUUAUCUUCCUCUUUCCUGACAACUCCCUCCCCCUUUCUUUUUUUUUUUUUUACUUGUAGUUUUCUUCUGUCAACAUCAAGGUUCACCUGCGCAUGGGUGCAGAGGGUUCAAGUGGUCCUGUUCCUGCUCCAACAGGAGUUGUAGUUUGUUAUUUGCAUAUUCCAUAGAUUUUGAAACAACAUACUGGAAAGUAGGAUCCUUUUGUUUAUGCCAUAAGUGAGGACUAUGAUGAUCGGAAACCCCAGAUUACAAAAAUUAACAGAGCAAGUGUUGGAAUCACUGCUAAUAGGUAAGUGGUGCCAAAGUUAAGAUGUUGUUCUGCUGCCUCAUGACUGGUAUUUGCACUCAGAUUAUUCGACACGUGUCAAAGGCUUUAAGAGGGCAAACAGGAAUGCUCAGAAAUACUUGCGAGCACUCAACAGUUUAUUGAACUGGAAACGAUAUCAUCUGCAGUGGCAUUAGUUUUCGAGAUUUGACACUAAAUGUAUUUCUUUUGAGGAUUUUCUGCUUGGCUCUACCGAACAAACCAGCUCUGAUGAUUGAUGAUAGACUGAAUUGGCAGGAUGGGGUGUUUUCAUCGCCUGAAAAUGUUGACCAUCUGUUUUAUAAAAAACGGACGUCGAGCAGGUCCAGUUUGGAAAACAGCUUAGUUGCACCAAAAAAGAGAAGGAAAAACGGCAGUCAGAAGUGGUAGACAGAGACUGACACAAGAAGAGAAAACUUAAAAAACAUGAGAAAAGAAGCUGUUAUAGAUUUACAGAUUUUAGAGAGUCAAGUCAACCAAGUAAGAUUUGUUUGGUGAUCGAAUAGACAUUUUAGCCAGAGAACUGACAAUCAGAUGGUGCACUGGUUGUUCACAGAAAUGAACUAAACAUACUUAGAAAGGCCUCUCUUAACACAUUACUAAAUGAUGAAAAGCACUUAUAUAAUUGGAGUGUUGUCUUCAGGCAGCUCAGUAGUAAGUUUCCGCUGCAGACAACACAGGAACUUUAGUUGGCUGUAUUGUUUAUCGUUUCAUUGCCGAAAAAACGUGGGGACUGUUUGUGGUAAUAUGUCCAAGAGUAACACAUUAUUUCUUUGUAACUGCGUGCUAUGUUGGUCCCUUUUGGCACAAAACAGUGAAGUCUUCUUAAACUGUGAUGCAAUACAACAACACUUUAAAUGACAUUAUACAAUACUUGAAAGCUUCCAGAUGGCUCAGUUUUAAGGAGUCUGAGGUAAUAGUCAUAGUAAGUCAAAUAUUAUUAAAAUCACUUAAGUACUUUGUGUUUGAGCUCUUACGUAUUAGCUAAGUAUAGAGAAGCAGCUAAUCAGAAUGGCUAUUGGGAAAUCACAUCAUUAAAGCCAACACAGUACAAUUUUAUUCUUUGCUCUAGACCAGCGAGUGAAAACAGCACUUUAAAAUCACUUUUUACAAUACUUGAAAAGCUCCCUGAUGGCUCAGUCGUAGUCUGAGGUAAUGUUCAUAGUAAGUCAAAUAUUAUUAAAAUCAUUAUAUUAUAUUAUAAUAUGAUAUUAUUAAAAUGUGUUUGAGCUCUUACAUAUUAGCUAAGUAUAAAGGAGCAGCUAAUCAGAAUGGCUGUUGGGAAAUCACAUCAUUAAAGCCAACAUAGUACAAUUUUUCUUUGCCUUAGACCAGCGAGUGAAACCAAAAGAGGUUAACAACACUUUCAAAAUAAAUGGCAACUGACUGCAAACUCCAGGUCUGAGGGACAACCUCGUAUUGGUACCAGUCAUGUGUCUUAUCAGCGGUGCAACAGUUUUAGGACUUUAAAGAAACAGGGUCAGAAAUCAAACUUGUAUAAGUUUUUGAAAAUUUUUUUGAAAUUUGUUUUGUUAAGUGACCUUGUGUGCUCAAAAUGCUCUUAUAAAUUAAAUGUUUUAAAUAUUAUACAAUUUUUUAUACAUACAACAACAACAAAAAGUUAUUUAUCACCUCUACCCUCAUGAUGGAGAUGAUGAGCAGUGGUCUCGCUCAAAGGUCAUUGCUAGCCUAGCCACCAUUAGAGGAUUCAAUAGCAGGGAAUACUACCCCGCAGAGCAUCAUUAUAUAAAGUCUAGUGUCUGUUUUAGUCAUAUAUAUGUUGGUAAAAAAGCUAGUGCUACAAUAGAAGCAACUGGUAAGCCAUUCAAAGUAUUUCAACAUGGCAAAGACUCCCAUGAUAUAACAUAAUCAUGUUCUUUCAUGUAGCAAAGCUUGUAUAAGUCGACAUGGACACAAAGGGCCUUCGUCUCAGUGGCAGUUGCAGUGUGAGAACUGUGUCCUUAAAAAGAAAUCCCUAUUAAGUGGUAAAUAUGUCUGAUUUUCCAAAAGCAAAAAUAUGUGAUAAACAGACUUUGUAAGGAAUGACUAUGGGAUCGAAAACAAGAUCGAAUGAAGGAAACAUAUUAGAAUUGUAUGAAACACCAGCCGCAGCUCUGUAACUUCAUACAAUGGCUGAGACAGGCAAGAUCAAGUAAUUCAUUACCCAGCUGAAAGACUCACUUUCUGGAUAAAUUAAGGGCUAAAGAGCAGAUUUUGAAAACUUUGGAUCUGGCACAGAGCUGGGGAAAAAAUGCAGCACAGGAUGGAUUUAUGACAAGGCACGGAUUAAUGGACCUGCUGAUAGUCUCGCAUCUUGUCUCUGUUGGUCUUGAAAAAAAGAAAAAAACGAAGUGAUCGUAAUUCAGGGCCUUUUUGGGGACCCCUGAUUCAACCUUUGGCUCGGACAAUGUUACAUGGAACGGGGCAAAAUGUGUUCAAUCUGUGCUGGAGAAACUGCGGAAAAAUGAAAGAUUUAAGGCACCUGCAGAUUCAGUAUCCACCACAAAGGUUAUUGUCCGUUUACUACAAAUUCUUAUUUUGUCAAAUGAUCUCUGAAUAUGGAGGGGGAGUGCAAACACACUUCCCGGUAUGCAUGCCAGCGUGGUGUGUUUUUUUCAUUUGUUGCGAAAUUUCGUCUCGACUAUUUCUAAGAAGCCCAGAAAUUCCACUGGAGCUGGAUCCAGCAUGUGGUUCUGCUCGGCGUCAGGAAACACUGACUGAGGACUGUGUGAGAGCAGGCAGCUCUCUUCUUGUUUUGACGGAGGAGGAGGCAGCGAGGUCAGCGCUCCCUUCAUCUGCUUCUCACAUUCCACUUUCAGCCGAGUAAACCUCUCACACCGUCUCACUUUUGGUCUUCAUCCCUCGCUUUCACCACCAAUGUUUACAUGUCAGAGGGCUCUAUUCAUACCGUUAAGAUUUUUAUGCAGUCAUAGGACUUUAAACCUAACGUCUGCUGUUUGUGUUUCAACCUGAGGUGAAUAAAAGAUGCAUGGAGCACUUUUACCUCCUUCUGCAUGGGUAAGGAUUGUAUGUUCCUGGUGUUCUCCUCUAAUACACAUCUAUAAAAUAUAAACACUAAGCACUGAUUCUAUGGAGGUUGCACUUUCUAUUAAGCCUCGAGCAGAGUAGUCAAAGAAACCACGCAGGCUAAAGUGCAAGCAAUUAGUCGUCUUUUACUGGUUUCUAAGUUUCCCUAAAGCAAAAUGUGCGUGUCUCUUUUCUCCAUCAGCACUUCCAGACCAUGCUGAAGACCAAGCUAAAUGUGCUGACACUGAGGAAGGAGCCAUUGCCCACAGUGAUCUUUCACGAGCCCGAGGCCAUUGAGCUGUGCUCCACCACGCCGCUAACAAAGAACAGACCCCAUGCUGGAUACAAGGUACGAUCACAUGCAAAGAAUAAUCCAUAAAUCCAGCCUGCUAAUUCCAUAAUAGCAUUAAUAGAUCCAAAAAAUACAACACGUUUAUUCAUGUACACUGCGCUCUGUCCAACACACGGUGUUUCUACAGCUUUAAGGUCGAGUGAAAUCCUUCUAUAAUUAGUUUUAAUCAGCAGAAGUGGGCACAUGAUUUCUUUUUUUUUGUACAUCUUGGCAUUUAUUCAUCCUGUUUUGUAAGGUCAGACGUAGAGUUUGAUCCGGUCUAUUUGACACACGGCUCAAAUGUCUUUUCCCUGCCCUCAAAACAGAAAACAAACAGAUUAAAAUAGCAGCCAAGCUCUGUUAUUACACACAACACUCCUUAACUAAGCAACUGGGUCUGUCUUUGUGUAUUUGUCUGCCUGGUGCCGCAGCAUCGCAAGCACAACAAAUAAACAUAGACGACUGUGAGCUUAUAUGAGACGGCUCCGAGUGGCUGUGUGUGUGUCAGUGCGAGGAUUAAGCUUUGUGCGCAAAAUGUUGUUUUUCAGUCCCUGAUGAUGCCCCAUUAACAAGCAUGUCGGAAAAAGAAUUUCACAUUUUCCAGCUUUACCUAACUGAAAUAAACAGUUCAUAUCUGGCAGUUGCUUAAAUUUUUGGGGGGAUAAAAAAAGUGUCCCUCUUGAAAUUAUCGCCAAGAAACACACUCAGGGAAGUCUUAGACCUUGUGAUUGUUGUUCAUUUCUGUAUUUGUUGGAUCGCCGCGCCGAGGGGCUAACCUCAAGUUUGUACUCGACAAACUAUCAUGUACAAGCAUACGCACACACAUAAACAUACACGCUUUCCGACAUAGGCUUAUAGACGUCUUGAAUUUUGCAUUCCCACAUUAGCAAAGAGACUAAAAGUGCUGAGUCCUCAACGGAACUUCCUAAAAUCCCCCUGAAGUUCAAAUCUUAAGAUGAAGUGAAAGUCAGUGUGACGGCCUUUCCUGGCAGAGCAGACAAGUUUAGUCUGGCUGGGAGAGUAACACAGAGAAACACAUUACAAACUUAAAGUUUUUAUUGGCUCAGAACCACAUAAAAUGUCAACAAGUGUCCUGUGCACUCUUCUGGCUUCAGCAACAAAAUGAUUCUUAGAAGCAACUUCAGUCUCAACAUACUGUGAGGAGUACUUAAAGUCUAUUCUAAAUCAUAAAUAAGAAAAUAUUUGCAUUUGAUUUGUCUUUAACCAAACAAGACCAUCAGCCAACGUUUUAGAGGAUAGUAACCUUCAGUGACAGUCACCAAGUAGGAUUUCCACAAGUUUCACUGUUUGCAGAGAGUUGAAAGAAAUAAAAGCGUUCUUUAUUGAUUGCUACAUAUGCUACAUAUAUGAAGAAACAUCCAGUUCUUGAAGCACGUGGGCUACAAUAUGAGUGUUCACAUGCUCCUUGUAGAUUUUUAAAUCAGAUUAGGAUGAAAAAAAAAGACCCGAUGCUGUUGUUUUAGAAAUGAAAGGUGUCUUUUCCCUCAAACGAUCAAGAUAAACAGUGAUGGCAGCUAACAGAUGACAGUUUUGUAUUGAGUAAAAUCCUUGAUGUGACAUUGUAAAGCUGUUACAUUAUUAAACACUCCACCUGUUACACCGCUCCUCCUCUUGCUCAUCCUGGUGUUUCUUUAAGACAGCUGUUAGUCUGCCAGACACAAUAAAAUCCAACCAGAUCUUCUUGUCUUGUAAAAGCUGCAGUGAAAGUAUAUCUGUGUUUAGUGCUUCUACAGCUGAGACUACAAGCAGAGCAGUAAGUCAACACAUAAAACCAUCAUGUUGUCAUCAGCGCUGCAUAUUAAAUACAACAGUGAUUGGAAUUACAAUCUUUCUUUCGGGUGGCUUACUUUAAAUCCUCACUUAGCCCCUGUGGAAGAUUUUCUUCACCUCAGCUGGAUUAUACUCCACACACACUGAUGUCACCCGAAUCAGUGCAUGGCAGAAAUUAAGUCAUCAAACCACAGCAGUUUUCCCAAAUAUCAUCCGAUUGAAAGUUCUUCGUCUUCUUCUUUUUCGUUUUCUUCUUCGUCUUCUUUCUUUUCUUUGUCUUCUUCUUCUUCUACACGGUAUCGUUAUGCUAAUAUAACCAUGAGCUAAUAGAUGUGGCUUACAGUGGAUGAACUUAUUAGAUUUUAUGUGGUAGUGAGGGUCAGCUGGUCACAAACAUGACAUUUGAUUGUAUACAGUUUAAAAAUAUUCCUUCAACUACAAGAUGUCUCACAAGAUGUUAUUUUUUUUUUUUUUUAAGUUUAGUUGGCAGACGUUUUCUGUCUUAUCCAACUUUGUGAAGUAAUAUUGUAUGUCAUUAUGGACACUUACUUUAAAUCCUCACUUAGGCUCUGACGAAAAAAAAUGUUCUCACCUUAGCUGGACUAUACACUCAUCUCACCUGAAUCAGCGCAUGGCAGAAAUCCCAAUUUUCAAUCCCAUUGAACCUCUGGGGAUCAAUAAAGUUAUUUUUCUCUUUCUUUUUCUUCUUCUUCUUCUUCUUCUUCUUCUUCUUCUUCUUCUUCUUCUUCUUCUUCUUCUUCUUCUUCUUCUUCUUCUUCUUCUUCUUCUUCUUCUUCUUCUUCUUCUUCUUCUUCUUCUUCUUCUUCUUCUUCUUCUUCUUCUUCUUCUCCAAUUAGUACCAGGGCGUGGUGUCUCUUUCUUGUAAAUGGUCUAUUACACUUCCUCUGGUCAUGUUACCAUAUACGUUACAUGUUACAUUCAGCCAUUCAUGGUAAAUUCAUAUACUGAUGCCACUGGUUGCAGUUCAGGGUUCAGUGUCUUUCCCAUUUACAUUUGACACAAAGUUGAGGGAUUGAACCCUCGAUUUUCUGACUUUGAAAAGGUUUACUCCACCCCUGAGCUUUAACUGAGGGUGUGUUUGUCUGUGGGGCUGUUGUUCUAAAGACAAAAUGUCAGUAUGCUAAACUUCGACUUUGCUUCUAGGAAGUCUUCUUUUUCUUCAUCUUCAUUUUCUUCGUCUUGUUCUUCUUCACUAUAUCGUUAUACUGAUAUAAACAUGAGCUAAUAGAUGUGGCUCACCAUAGCCGAACUUUUUAAAUUUUAUGUGGUAGUGAGGGUCACAAUUUAAAAAUAUUCCUUCAACUGCAAGAUGUCUCACUAAAUGUUCUUUUUUUAUUUAUUUAUUUUAGUUUGCAGACAUUUUCCGUCUUUUCCAGUGUUGUGAAGUAAUAUUCUAUGUCGUUAUGGACUCAUGCGUCCCAGUGUUUCGUGAGUCAUACCUGAUUUCACAACUCACCAACUGGUUUUGAUUACCAGUCAUGCACUGGAAAUGUGUUUUUUCCGAUCAUCAAUAAACUGUUCCUGUUUUUUGACGGUAAUUGUUGCCAAUCCGAACCAACACUUUCGUGAUGCUAAGUUAUUUAGCAGAAUAGCGGUGGCAGUGAGACAUAGCCGUCUCGUGCGUCACCCUAUCACUGCCACGAUAGAGGAUAAAUAUUGAUGUGUCACUUAGGUGCAUGCUGCACUCAGCUAUACUUGGUAUCCCUCUCUGUCUAGUGUGAAUCCCAGCAUCCUCUCUCUGCCCGCUCCUCCUCUGUACUCGCUGCUCUUUCCAGCAUUACUGAGAAUGCCAGGGCCGCGUUGUCAUGGAUACCACUACAGCUAUUCAACAGAGAAACCUACCGCACAAGACAUUCAUUUCCCUUGUCUGUCUGCAGCCUCCAUAUUUGCAAGUCCGUCUGCCUCGCCGCCUGCAUCUGUUGGCUUGUGUAACUUCCUGUCUGACUCACUACCUGCCUGUCUGCAUAUCUGUCUGCCCACCUGCUUCAGCACCUCAGCUGAGGCUUCCAAAACAUUUGAUUUUCAUUUGGAAGUAGAAAAUUGUAAAAGGAAAAAAAAACAAAAAGGUCCUUUUGAUCUCCCUGAAGCCUUCCUGUUUGGCAUUCAUCCUCUACAACACAAUACAACACCGUUUAUUAUCCUCUUGGAGAAUCUUAUUUUCUUUAAUUUCCCCUCCACUCCACGCUCUUUCUCUCUCUUUCUCUCUCUCUCGCUCUCUCUCUCUCUCUCUCUCUCUCUCUCUCUCUCUCUCUCUCUCUCUCUCUCUCUCUUUCUCUCUCUCUCGCUCUCUCUCUCUCAGCCCCCCAGUUGUGCUUCCAGUUUACAGGAAGGCUGGCUGUGGGCUGCUGUCCGUCUGCCAAAGCUAACAGCUAGCAAGGAUGAAAGGCCAUCUCUCAUUGCCCCUCGUAGCCUGCUGCUCUCAAAACAGUCCACUUCUUAUCCACUGAGAAAGUGUGUUCAGGGCUCUUUGCAGCCAUGCCAGCUCUACAGUCAUACUCCGCGAUGACGGAGAAAUGACUUUGGAGGCUGCUCAAGAUACAGCUCAGCUUUUUAUUCUUGUUUUUACAAGGUUUGAUUUUAGUCAUUUUUCCUUUUCCAAGAAAAGAGAAUCUGAUCACCUUCAUGUGACUUUGUGUUUACUUGUCUCCGGGAAAUAUUAGGGGUGGGAAUCACUAGUGGCCCCACGCUAUGGUAUUAUCAAGAUACUUUGGACAUGAUACGUUAUUAUAGUCAUUUUUCUUUCCUUUAUGUUUGUCUUAUUUACGCUUUAUUUUAUUUUCAUGGACCACAUCUUGCACUAACUUUCUCCUGCUCUUUGAUCUCACCUCUGCCAACCUCACUGGACAAACAGUUGGCUUUAUUUUUCCAUUAUCAUAGAUUUGACUUCAUUUUAGCAAUUAAUUUGAAAAAUCAAUACUUUGUAAAUGAAAUGAUAGGAUAUAUCACCAGACAAAAUAACACAAUACUAUGCUGUAUGGAUUUAUUCUUCACCCCAAGAAAAUAUGGAGUCAAUUUUGACUUAAGUCUCAUGUUUUUACAGUUAUUGUAUAAUUAAUUUAAUUGAAAACUCAUAUAUUAAUCCUUUUGUUUGAGCAAUUCUCUUACAAGUCCAGAUCUGACCCCCUGCUUUACUGUCCUAGAUCAUUUAUUUUUCUAAAGCUGCUAUAUAAAUAAAAUUAUCAUCAUUAUUAAUUUUUUUACGAUGAACACACAGGUGUCUUUGUCAGGUCUCGUGAGACAGUAGGUAGACAGUAAACUCUAGAAAGGUUACUUUGGAUGUGAAGUAAAAAUGGACCAAUCUUUCCACAGAAACCAGCUCCACCAAAAUGUUGCAGUAAAUGAUAUUUGUUUGUGAGAUUAUGUGAGUAAAGCUUUGAUCUUCAAUCAGCUGGGAUCAAUAUUCACAACAGAAGAUCAAAAUUCAGUUUUUUCCCACUCCUUUGUCUAGGUCAGUGUUAAAAUCACGCAGUCAGAUAAGUAAAGCUGUGUGUCAAAUCUCUUUUUGGACUGACGUAUGCAGUUUCAGAUGUAUGGUACAUCCUCUAUAGACAAACUCUCACCUGUAUAAUGACACCAAACCAGUGAUACUGUGUGAUUCUUCCACUCCAGAGACAUUCACACCAGCAGCCCAGUGCAUACUGGUCCUGCAUGUCUUUAUCUAAUCUGUCAGCAGAGAGACCCUGUGUCUGUCUGUACUUGGUAUUCUGAUGUCAGUCAGUAUGCUGCUGGAUGUACCGUCACUUCUCCUCCAGUGAACAGAGAACAGAACACUCAGUGAUGACACUUACACUAUCAGUAAUGUCCAGGCUGAGAGGACCAGUACUCCCAGUGCUCUGCUGGAUAGACGUCUGUGGAGCUUUUGUUUCUGUGAUUCUCCCUUUAUGUGUGCGUAAUUGUAUAUAUUUAGUCAGUAAACAUCGUUAACAUGCAAGUUGUGGGCAUACACUGAUCUCUCAAUAAAGCUGAUGAGCCAGGACUAUGAUUUCCUGAACCAAACAAGUGUGAUAGAGAAGACCACGAGUUUGGGGGUUUUGAAAAGUAGCUUUGAUCUGACAGAAAAGUCAGCCUACCCGACCUCUGUAGAAUUUAGUGAAUUAAAGGGAUAUUCUGGCGUAAAAUUAAGUUAGGUCAAAUAAACCGUAACACCAGCUUUAGUAAUGACUGCAGGAUAGCAAGGAGCCAAAAACAAACCUCAACCAAAACGCCACUCUGUAGCCACAAAUAAUCUUCAGAACAGCACCUAACUUCAUCAACAGUACAUAUAGGGUCCUAGCCAUAGCACUCGCCACCAAACAUCUUUGUAGCUUUGCCUGAUUUCUUUAGCAAAGAGACUAAACAUGACUCACCAACUCUCUUCCAGCAGCCGCUUGUUUGUAGGGUUAGCUCAGAUGAGUCCAUCCCCAACAGCAGUGGAGUGACGAAGCUUAAGGAAGAGCAGUUAUGAUCAUUUCUUUAUCAUUUCUUGGCUCUAUCUUAAUUUUAUGCUGGAAUAUCCCUUUAACUUUUUACUCAGCUUUCCUGCUGAUCACCCAGCUGUGUUAAAUGCUAGAUUCUGAUUGGUCACAAACUCUUAACAGUUGUUCAAGAAUUGCUCUGGCACAUUGUAUGUUUCCUUGUUGACAAGGAGGCAUUUUAGAGGUAAACGUUGUGUCGAAAUUUUUAGUUUUCCUCAACAAUGUCCAAGCUAGAAAACAUGAUAAUUUAGAUUGAAUCCCAUCCUGCAAUCCAGGCAACUGCUGCAGAGCUGGUGAUUGAAAAUAUCAGUUUAUGAGUUCAUUCUUGUCCAACACUUUACAUAGACUUAAAGGUCCAAAUAAUAAAUACCAACAUUUUUAUGAGUAUUUAAAAUACGUGUAGGGAUGCACCGAUCCGAUAUUUGAUAUCAGUAUUGUUCCCGACACUGAAGAAAAUUCUAGAUCAGGAGAGGAGAGGAGAAAAAGCCAGUCAGGAUUCAGGUUUGGGUCAGGCUGUAUAUUGUCCGUGAUGGCAGCUUCUUGUCAGAGGAAGAGCAGCAGGUCUGGGCUUUACUUAAAUCUGCUGAUUGACCCAGCAUGUUUGGCUUUAUUUCUGGACAGUGAGACUAAACUGUGUCUCAAGUAUAGGCUGCGCCUCUGUCUGAGUUCUACCUGCCUCACUUUCACUUGCACAUGUGUUAUCUGUACAGUAGAAGUGUUGGCACUUAUAUAAGUGUUGAGGUUUUUGCACCCCUCAUUUUUAGAGCAAAAAUGUGCACUCUAUGAACCACGGUGGUCUCUCGAGGCUGAUUUUGAAGGGAAACCUGCAUGUGCAGCACUUAGAAUAUUUGUAUGAGCCUUGACCAUAUAAUAGAGGUUGGUUAGGAGAAAAGUUUUUCUUAACAUCUUUUUGGAUAGACAUUCAGUGCUAAUUUAAGUGUUUGGGACCAUGAUUCCUGGGCAGGGGAUAAAAAAUUAUUUUGGAAACCCAUGGCACAUUACAGGAAAGUUUAAGUUUGGAUAAUCUUAUGCAGCUUUUUUUUUUCCUUUUUUUAGAUUAUGGAGAUUUUUUUUAAAUAAAAAAAUGUUUAUGAAAAAGGCUGCAAAUGUGAAAGCUCCUUUCACAUACACUAGGUGCUUUACACUGAAACACAUAGACUCUGUUUUUUUUUACCAUGAACACACACAGCAUCAUCUCCUCACCACACCACACUACACAAACAAGUAAAUACCCACAGCACUUCAAAAAAAAAAAAAAAAAAAAAAAGUCAUCCAUCCUCGCAUGUCGUGGCAAGCGAAGCCAGCUGUAUGGUGCUGAUUCAAUAAGUUCAGAGGAAUGUUAACAACCUCCUCUGGAAUGCUGCAUUCCCAAGAAGUGGAUUCCUAGUCUUGUUGGGGGAUCGGGGCACAGGGGCCCAGUGAGGGAGAACGCCGGGAUAACCUCCGUUUCUGUCAGUGGGACGGUUGUGUUUCAUCCACAGAACAUGCUCCACGACUUUUGCACCGGACUUUUACUUUUCAGGACCUGAUUGAAAAAACUGCCUCAUCCUUUUAUUUUUAUAUCCUCACUGUAGAUUCACUCAGAAAUUGUCUAGAUUGUCUGGAUUCAGAAUUCAGGUUGGUGAACUCUAAAAAUAAAAAAUACUCAUGAGCAUACAGAUAGUACACAGGUUUAACUUAUUGCCUCUGGUCAACCUUAGAUGUUAUAUUUGCAGCUGUUUUUACUUUCUGACAGUCUUCUUAUUUUAGCCCUAUUAUAUAAUAAUAAUGCGCAUUUCUUUUAACAUUUGUUUUUUCAUUUUCAGAGUACCACUGGUAUGUAAUAUUUGAAUUUUUUCUCAGUCAACAACUGAGAUAAAGAUUGAGCAAAACAGCUGUGUUUUCACAAACAGUUCGUACACUUGUACUGUUGGAAAAGAACAACAACCAUGAGGAUGGCAAAAACACCUGGUGCCAAAAUGUGUUUUGUCUGCACCAACACUUCGUCCUUGGAGCAUUAUCAGGGAGAGUGUCCUGAUGCUGAAAGUUCCAGGAGUGUUGUUGACUGUCAGUCUGUUCCUGCAGCUGAUCUAACAGGAUCAAACUAACUCCCUCAAACACUGUCUCCUUGUUCUUCUCCCAGCUCCACUUCCUGUCAUCCCCUUUUUUUUCCUCCGUGUUCCCAAAGCCUCUCCGUAGGGACAGGUAUCUUGUCUCUCCUCCCCCUCCCUUUUUUCCCAGUCCUCCUCCUCCUCUUUUCUUCUCAUUCCCUCUGUCCCCUUUUCCUGCUGAUAGCUGAACCAGCUGUGGCUCCAUCAGUAGAAGCAGCUGCCCUGACUCCACACCUCUCUCUCUCUCACACACACAUAUACCAGGAUCCAUGUGUGCGUGGAUGAGUACACACAAGUACAAACCCUCAAUUUUACAGGAAGAAAAUGCGUUUUGCGUGUUGGUGGACCAGGAUGUUCACGUCUCACUCUCUAGGCUGCGGAUGUUUUUCCUGUCUCCCUCUGUGCAUGGCCACUUUCUAUCCGCCUUCUUUGCAUUCAGUAACUUUCUUUCAGCUUUCUCCCCAUCUGUUUACAACAACAAGCUUCUCCUCCUCCCAGCACCACCGUCUGUUUCUCCUUUGUUAUUCCAUUAUUGUGGUUCUUUCAGGCACUGUUGGUUUUGCAUCCAAUUAUUGGUCCAAAAAAGUUAAAUGUUAAAAUCUGCGUGUUUCAUUUAUCAUUAAAAACAGAAAGCGCUGUUACUGGCAUGUACCUAAAAACAGCGGUUAGGCAUGAUUGUCUCACAGUCUAGUUUACAGAGUGUUCAACAGUGUUGUAAACAUGCCAAGAUGAGUUUGAAUAAGCUCUAUUGAUGACUUUAUUUUUCUAUGCAGCCAAGGUUAGCCGUGUCCUCUUUGUUCUUGUCUCGAUCAUGGACAGUGUAGUACAUGAACAUGGUCUCAGUUUCAUCACCCAUCAUUUCUCCAGCAGCUGACAUAUUGGAAAUGCUGACUCAACACUACUUAUGGUCAACCUAGUAACGGGAAAUAGUGUUAAGCUGUGGCAGGCCUUUGGCUUCCUGGCAGACAGCUACAAUGCACUUAACUCGCAGUCAAGCAAACAGCAUGCCUGAUUAAAGUCCAGUUUCAGUUGGACUGAGGCGAUAUAUACAUAUAUAUUUUUAACAACAUGCAAACUUACCGACUGCACAUUAGCAGUGUCCAGAUACGAUAUUGAUAUCGGACAGCGGUCCAAUAUCAGCACUCCGAUACAAGCAUUCCAGAUUCCGCUCCGGCACCUCUAUCUAGCAGCGCCCUGAUCCAGCAUGCUGAGCUGACAACAUUACAACAAAAGUGUGUGCUGAGGUACUAACAAAGCAGCAAGGAGUAAGAGUGAUGUUGGCCUUGUGGCAGUAUUUUUUGUUUAAGUCUGAAAAAGACAUUGCAGUUGAGUGAAAAACUUGUCAUGCCCAAUUUUGUAUCAAUAUCGGUAUUUAUCAGUAAUGAAGGCUACAAUAUCUGUAUCUCAUUGGAAGUCAAAAAGUUGUAUCGGGAUGCCCCUACUGCAUACCAACAAUUGGACAACAUGGGAGUCAAUGGGGCUGUCUGGACUUUUGGAGUCAGCCUCAAGUGGACACUUGAGGUACUGCCAUUUUUUGGUCCUUCUGCAUUGGCAUCAUUUCAAUACUGAAAGAUGCUCUUGCUAGGCAGACUUCCAUGACUGCUACAAUAUCACUUUAUGUAGCAUAAAGACAUAAAUCUGCUCACCACAAGGACUGUAUUUCAGAAAAUAUGAUUUUUAUUUCGACUUAUUACAUUACAAGUGGUCACGCUAACAAGGCCAACGAAAAGACGUUAAUCUCAGCUGUUUAUUUCAGGUGACCUUCACCAUGUGAGUUGUAGCGGUCUGUCAGAGAAGGAUAAAAUGAAAACUAUAUCCACCAUAAACCAAGAACCAGUAAUGGUGGCCACAUGUCUCACCACACAUGUGGAUGUUUAACAAUGCUCCUCCUCUUUCUGUGGCUUACUCACAAACACUUUCGCUCCAUUUCUUUGUUUUUCGUCACUCUCUACGAAGCAGGUUUACACACACGCAACACACGUUAAAUCGCAUCUUUCUCCACCUUUUCCAUCCCUGCCUGCUCCAUUUUCCCUCUUUGUCGCCUUCCCUCUUUGCAGCCCUUUAGGCCCUCUUUCCUGCGAUAGAUUUUUUAUUCCUGUCUCCAUAUCACUACAUAUGGAAUCAAUAUUUUCAGUUUGACAGUAUAGGACCAUAAAGAGAGAGCUGCAGUAAAGAGUGCAAGAUGGAGGGGGAUGUAAGGAUAGAGAAGAGGUGUCAGGGAUAGAAAAACAGAAAAAUGAGAGAAAGGAACAAGUGAGAGAAGAGACUGAAGGAAAGAGUUUGAGUGUAGAAGAUACACAUGGAAAGUUGAGACAAAGGGGAGAACUCUGCAGAUCUCUGGAAUGAUUUAAGCCGCCUGCCUGACCUGCCAGCUCUGGGACGACUGGUGAGAAAGCUGCCAGAUGAGUGAACAGCAGAUGUGUCCUGGUCUAAAAUAGAUGGAUGAAUGUAUCAAUUUUAUCCAGAAAUAAAUUUAUAGAAAGUAAAGAAGGAGACUGCUUUGCUGCACUUCACACUGACUCAAGUUUGGCUUGAAAAUGUAGAAAAAAAAGCAGAACAUUCCUGAUAGAGUGAGUUCAACCUGUGUCACAUCACUUCUCCAUCUGCAGAAUUUCCGACCGUUUGAGUCAGCGUGUCUCUUCAUUGUUCCUAUCGUGACCCGUGAUUUAUACCUUUGGAGACGCUCCUGACACACUUACACACUCUCACAAAGACACUUAAAAAGCACACACACUGUGGUGAUAAAAAGUGAGCCACUAGUUUGUCUCAGGCCUCGAAACACACGGGCUGCGCACAAAUGGUAAGGUCUCUGUUAGCAUUUAAAAGCAGCUGCUUCAAGGCCGUGUAUCUAAAACAGGCAUUCAGCUCAUGCCAGAUGAAAAAUUUGAGCUUUUAUUUUAUUUUUUUUUAUGAUAAUCAUUCUUCUAUGGUCUCAUUAAACGUCAGAUAAAGAUGAAUUUUCAUCUUGUUUGCUGUGUAACCAAAACAAAAUUUAUACCAUGUGCUGAAUAACUCAGGCAGAAUUGAUGUUUGUUUACUUGAGGAUUCAUGUUACGUGUCUGAAACUUGUUUGGAUUUUAAAAAAAGAGAGGUAAAAGUAAAUUGUCCAUUUUAAAACAAUUUGUGUGUCAUGUAAUGUUUUUGCUGACCUGCUUUUGAAUUGUUUUUGUAUGAUUUUGCAUUGGAGAACUUUGACUUAUUCGGGAUUGUCUAAUCUACUUAAUAGCAUUUACUCUGCUCAGUCUUUCACAAAGUUCCCAGGUAUUCUGAUCCACCUUCCUUCAAGUAAUCUCAAUAGUAUAUUCAGGUUUUUUUUUCUGAUGGAAAUAUAUUUUAGUGGGUAGGGUUUGGGAGACAUGGUAAAGCCACUUACUGGUUAGGGAAAGACGUACCGCAACAGUAAGUUCUCCAACUGUUGAAUAGAAUCAGUCAUGCAGUAUUGAGGACAAGCUGAUUGCAACAAUUGAGGGCUGUGCCCUCUAACGCUUUCUUUUACGCUGACACCACAUACCAUAAUAGUGACGAUGAAACUUGUAUGAUAAAUAGACGUAGCAUCUCUGGCGUAACCUGCUUUUGCUUGUGAAUUAUCAGUGGCGGUGUUAACGGCUACAGUGUGCCCACCUGCCAACCCAGUCAGUCAUGCCCUUGAUUCACCAAUUUUAUAAUCUUAAAAACUUUUAAUGGAACUGGUUACAAUACAAAUACACUACCUCUGAGAAGGUGCUGAAGGAGCGCUGACCUAUUCACACCAAAACCUUUUUGUUAACCAGGCUGUAAACAUGUAGAUUUUUACCUUGGAAACAUUUUUGGGUUCAUUUCUUAAGACUAGAGUUUGCCCCUUGACAACUGAGCCAAGAGAUAGAGUUGACAUCAGAGUUUAUAUGUAACAUAACACUGUAUUAUUAGUACUAUCAGAUACACAAGAUUUCUCUUCAGUGAUGGCAAUCACAAAAAGUUUCAAAGACCUUUAUUCAUUCCUGUUUCAUUUAAUAUUUCACUUUCCAAAUCCAGAUGCCAUGUCAUCCUUCAGACCACAGUUUCAUACCAGGUAUAAAUGUUUCUAGAGGGCAAAGUGUUGGUAGGGUCAGAUGUAUCAGUGUAUCUUUUUCUCUCUAAGAAGAAACUUGUCUUUAUUUCUUUAUAAGCCUGUUCUUUCUGCAGAAAAAAUGUACCAAUUUCCUCUUCAGCUGCAUGUUGUGUUUGGACUUUGAAGAAACAAUCUCCAGUAUUUGUUCAGUCUGGUGACCUCCUAACCUUUCACGCUUGUCACUUUUCUUCUUCCCCAGCGCACACACGCGCACGCACAUCGUACUUCUCUGGAGAGCUCAUCUCUAAUCCUCCCCUCAAAACAUCUGCAAAAUGUUAAUUGUUAUGCAGCUGAAAGAAAAAUUGGAGAUAUGCCAAUGACUCAUGACAAACUCUGAAAAAACUCCAAUAAAACUUUGCCUCUCUGUUCAAAUAUAAGUUAACUCAGCACCAGGCCAUCGCUGCAGGCUCUUCGUUCAAAGUUUUUUCACAGUGUUUAACAAGGCAUGUCAUCUGGAUUCCUUCCUAAUUUUUUAACACAACAGCAGACGAGAGGCAGUCAUGUAUAGAUGUAGUGGAAGUAUCGUCAGUUUUGGCCCUCUCCCAGCUGCAGUGAGAGAUUUAAAACCUGGCAGAGCAUUCAGCUUUUAUCCCAAAAGAAAGAAAGCAAUCAAUGGAAACAGAAGUAGUUGAAACAAGUAACUCAAUACUAGAAUAAAAACAGAGAGAAGGAGUCUACAAUGACUCUUUAUUGCUGUUCGACAUACAAACGGCACACUGUGGAUGGUCGAUGUAUCUUGGCGCAGUCUUUGGGUUUGUUGGCUGGCUGACUGACUGACUGCUUUUUGGCUUUGAAAAGGUGUCGGUGUGGUUGAAUAGCAAACCGCCCUGCCUCUAGGCUGCUCCUGCAGACCUGUGCUACUCAGCAGAAUGAUGGAUCGGGUGUAAAGGCUGUCCAUCCUCGUGGUCCACCCCGCAGUCACCACUAAUGAAAAGCAGACAUGACGAGGCAGCUGCUCUCACUGCCUGAUUCCCGCACCGUUGCCUGAAGGAAACCGGGGGAACAAUGUCAAGUUGUGCUGCGUUAUCAGACCAGAUAGUUCACGCAUGAUUUUUUUUGUUGGAUCUUGUCUGUUUUGAUGCUGCUUAGACAUAAUUUUUGAGAAAUGUGCUGCUCCUGUGAUCAUUUAGGUCCUAGCCUUGAAUACAGGACUGAUGACAAGUGGACACAGUGAUACAUUUUUAAACCAGCUAAAAAAAAUUGUACAAUCACAGCACCCCCAAAAUCACCAUUGAUCUAAUCCUCUGUGCUGAGUAAGAAGUUAUCCCAGACGAGAGAAAAACUCAAGUUAUUAUUUUGUGAGGAAAAAAAAAGAUAAAGAAAAUUAAAACUAUGAGAUGGAAAGUCAAAAUAAGAGUCAUAUUAAAAAGCUGAAUUUGUGAAAAGAUAUAAUUAUGACAUACAAAGGUAAAGUUAUAUUAGUUAAGUCAUAAUUAUGGGAUGAAAAAAACAUUAUUAGAGAUAAAAGGACAAAAUUAUAGGAAAAUAUGAUGCUAUCCAAAAAAUAGGAUUUAAGGUCUUUAUACACCGGGGCCGACGAGAAUAUAGAACGCGAAAUUACGAAAUAGUCGGAGGAGAAGACUUUUCCCGGGGAAAGUCCUGCCUCCUUCACCUCUGAUUGGUUAGAAAACCUGGAAACGUCAUCACACGCUCAAGCCAAAUGGUCAGCACUGAUAGCCAAUCAGAGGCGAUAAGAUAAGCACAUGAAACUAUGGUAACAAGCUAAGCUUAUGUUAGCACAGAUGAAAGUUAAAACAAAGACGUUUAGCAAACUGUUAAAGCACAAAAACCAUCGUCAUUUGAGAGAUCUGACGCUAUGUUGUCCUUCAGAUCGUUAUCUUUGUAAUGUUUGUGUUUUUUUAUCAAAAAGAACUCUGUUCUCCAACACGUAAACCAUCAGCUGGUCGGCCAUGUUGGAUAAUUACAGAUUCCUACUCAUAUGACCUUUUCUCUGAGAAAUUUGGCUUUUCAUAUCAAACUCGUGACUCUUAGGCCCAAAAGAAUUUUUCUUCUGUCUGAUUAUUUGGUAUUAAUCAAAGUGAGUUCAAUGUUUUUCGGGAUUUUUACAGAACAAAAGGGACUUCCAUUGUUUGUUUGUUUUUAGUUUUAGGGGAAAAAUGACAAAUUGUUUCUCUGAAACCCUAAUCAAGGAAGAAUUCUGCUUUAUAAACUUUCACUGAGGCUGUGUGUCUGAUUUUUACCUAACAACGUUGCACUGUUGCUGCUCUCUUACAAUCAGAAAACUGUGCAGUGCACUAAAUUUGGCAUUGCACUACAUUUACUUGAACACCAUUUUGCAUUGUUUAACUAAAACACCGGUGCCUCCAAAAGGUUUUACAACUUCGUCACUUAUCACAAAUGCUACAGCCUAAAAUUAGACUUAAAUUCCUGUCUAACCCAAAGUUUGGGACUGACUGGACUACUGUUCUAUAUACUCCACUGAAAGAUCUCUUUCAGUCAAAAAACCCAGGUUGUUAAGGGGUAGGUAGACUUUAUGGCUGCAGACUAAACAAAACUUUUCGUAGAAGAGGAGCAUCCAGAUCACAUGUUUAGUACAGGACCUUUGCCUCUUCUUUGAGUUUCUUGUGGUUUUUGACGUCUGCCCUCUCUGCUCUUCCCAAUAUGGACCUAAGUGGAUCUCUGCUGUUGUCAAACCAGUUAAAUAGACAUCUGGAUGUUGUAAUAAGACCAUAUUUAAGGUUGAUAUUUUUGGAACGCUUUGGGACAUGACUGCAUCAUAAUCCAUAAAUGUGCCAGACUCUGAAAUACACAUCCUCCCUUAAGUAUUAACUCUUAUCAUCAUCGCACUUGUGUUAUUUCCCUCCAUAUGCUCUGCAUGUUAGCCGCCUGUAAUGAAAUCUUGGGAGAGACAAGUAUUCAUCCACCCCAGUAUAAACACAGACAGGAGUGAAAACUCUUUGAGUGUUUGACUUGUAGCAGGCUCCUCCUCUGUGUAUUUUUAUAAAGCUAUAAAGAACACCAUGUUGUGAAAGCGCACAAGUCAGCCAUUAUUCCUGGACUGUUCUCCAAUUGGCAGUGAUCCCACAGAAAACUCCAGCUUUGUUCAUGACUUAAUUUUCUCUCUGCUCUUAUCCCUCUCCAUCUCCUCAGUCUAUCGCUCUCCUGGUAUGCAGUGUCAUUACUAUGGUAUUCUAUGGUGCUUGUUGCAGCUUACAGCUCAACUUUUUUCACAUUUGGAAGUAACUUUCAUACAUCCUUUAGCUUGUCAGUGCAGUCGCCACAGAAAUGAGAAAAAGAGAGAAACAAACACCCAAAGUUUGAGGUUAAUUACCCUCAAGAUGCACGCUGAACACAGAAUUAAUUGGUUUUCAGUGCAACAUUAUUUUUCAAUUUGCUUCACAUUCUUUACCUCCCAGAACAUUUCAUGCCAGAUUUCCUUUUAAUUUACAAAACUGCCUGUGGUGAUUAGAAAUGGAAAUUGGGUCCACUUUUCAAUAUUCCCGGAAUAGAAAAAGACUUGUUUAGCUGGUCUUUCCAUCCUUAACCUAAUUCUUGCUGCUGUACAUCAUGACUCAGCAUUUGUUUGUCAAUGCAAAAGGCUGAGCAUAUCACUUUUGUGAAAAUGAUUUUCCUUUAUAAACCCUUGAGUAAAGUAGCUAGGUCACAACUUUUACACAGUCCUUGUAGUGCGGUGUUCCUCAAGGUUGUAUUCUCAGCCCACUCAUUUUUUUUAUUCCAUGCUUUCUAUGAGGCACUUUAUAUACCAUCAUGAAAAAGUCCCAUGUAGCUACUAUAUAAACUAGGGGUGGGUAAAAAAAUUGAUACAGCAUAGUAUUGCGAUAUUUUGUCUGGUGAUAUAUCAUAUCGUCUCAUUUACCACGUAUCGAUUUUUCAAAUUAACCGCUAAUAUGAAGUCAAAUUCAUGAAAAUGGGGAAAAAUAAAACCAUUGUCCAGUGAGGUUGGCAGAGGUGACAUCAUAGAGCAGGAGAAAGUUAGUGCAACAAAUAUAUAUAAUAUUUGCAAGAUGUGGCACAUGAAAAUAAAAUGCAGCGUAAAUAAGACAAACAUAAAAGAAAGCCAAAUACAAAAUUAGCUAAAAAGUUGAAAAAGUUAUAUAAAUUGCAAUGUUGUAUCGCAAUACUCACUGUAUUGAAAAAUGUUAAAAAUCGCAAUAAUAUUGUAUCGUGAUAAUAUCAUAUCAUGGGGCCACUAGUGAUUCCCACCCCUAAUGUAAACUAAGAUCAUACAAAUCAGACUCAAAGUUUGCCAGCGACCUUAUGAGUGUUACUACUUAUAAAAAAAUUAAGACAGACCACUUGGAUGAAGAUAUAUAGAUAUAUUUUUUGUAACAUUCACCCACAAAGAUACUCCAUACUCAUGUCCAAGCCCAAUAAUCAGGUCCCUUCAUGUUUCUGCAUUGAUUCUAUGGCUGCAUACAAGCUGAAUAAGGGAUUCCAGUAAAAUUGAUUCAAUCAAUCAAUCAAUCAAUCAAUCAAUCAAUCAAUCAAUCAAUCAAUCAAUCAAUCAAUCAAUCAAUCAAUCAAUUAAUCAUCAAUAGUUGUUAAAGUAGUUAAUGUAUGUAGAUGACCUUAGCUUGCAAUCAAAAUUCUUUGGCUACACCUGCUGUGUGUUAAGAGAUAAUCAUCAUGCAGGACUGUUUUUCAUUGCAACAGGGAGUCGAUAAAUCACAUUAUUUAGAAAGACAAAUUCCUUUUUCCAGAUCCUUUGAUGUUUUGGAUCAUCACUUUGUUGUUAUUCCACUAUUAGUUGUGAUUGUGAACAUCUGGUGGAAAUUUGAAAUCUGCAUUUGAGAGUAUUGUGGUGAAUUUUUUAGCCAUGCACAUGAAUACAUGGGUCAUAUGAGGCACAUUGUUGCAAAGAUGAGUCCGUAACAGUGUCUGUUUCCUGUUACCUGCAGGUGACCUACCUUGGUAAAGUGACAAUUUCUGGGACUCAGUUCCUGUCGGGUUGCACGGAGUCGGCCGUCGUGGGUCUGGUGGAGCAUCGUGCCCUUGCACAGCAACAAGGCAUCUGCCCAGCAGGAAGCUCCCUGCUAGAGAUUCGGCCCUUCCAGGUGCGUCUUCACCACCUGGAUGAGCACGGCGAGGCCUCAGUAACCAUGGACACGUACCAGGUGGCACGAAUCGCCUACUGCACAGCUGACCAUAGCAUAAGACCCAACAUAUUUGCCUGGAUCUACCGGGAAAUCAACGACGACCUGUCCUUCCAGAUGGACUGUCACGCAGUAGAGUGUGAGAGCAAGCUAGAGGCCAAGAAGCUGGCACACUCAAUGAUGGAGGCUUUUCGCAAGACUUUCCACAGUAUGCGCAGUGAUGGCCGUAUUCACAAGAGUGGCUCGUCAGACGACUUUGCUGAGGACUCUUCCACCCCCGAAGACUUGACACCAGAUGACGGUUGAAUCGAUACUGACCCAAACUCCUGAUCCCAUCCUAACAGAGUCGGGGGGGACUGUAAGGAUGGACAGAUUGCCCUCUCUCUCUCUCUCUCUCUCAUUCUGCCAUAUCAUCACUUUCUGUUAUCAAUUUGGGUCAAAAUCAACUGACUGUGAAUCAACACGCCUUGGAUUAUGAAGUAGCUCUUAAAUACCGCGAAGAUAUGAUAGAGGAAAGGAGUUCAAAGAGAUCUACAUUUACGUACGAGGAAAGCAAAGUGCUGCCACUUUGUAUGAAAGGCCCUCAACAAUCCGCAGAGGUUCUGAGCACCUCUGUUUACGCCCUCAAGAGAUUAACCCAACAUUCCCAUUUUCAACCACUGUCAAAUCUAUUUGUAGCUCUCAAGCUUUUUUUCAAUCCAAACAACAGUCCUAGUCUGCACCUGUGACUACAGCUAAUGACAACUUGAUGCUUCUCUUGCCAUAUAGGGACCCAGCAGAAAUGGGCCUAAGAUCUAUUCAGGGUAUUAUCCUGGAGUUUAUGAGACUGUGGAAGCACAUAAAUUCUUUAGAUGUUUAAUUACACAGAUCUCUGCCUUCAGCCUCUGUAACAGCAGAUGAGGAAGUGAAAGAAAAGAUAAGCCUUUAAGCACUAUUCAUAUCAUUUCUAUGGUAUCAAAGUCCAACUCCAACUAUGUUUCACCAGCAUGGCUGGUUUUUCUGUGGAUAAUGGAGCCAGAGCUUCUAUCACUGCCUCCAUUUAAUAGAUACUUAAGGAUAACACGUAUUUGUAAGGCAUCUGAGAUAACAUAUGUAGGUGCUACUUAGAUUUUAAAAAAAAGUUCUCACUGGGCUGAAAGCCUGGACCUCUCUGCGACACCUUAAUCAUCAACAUCUGACUUCAGUUUUGAGUAUACCAAAAUUUCAGGCUGGAUUUCGCCUGUCAGAUUAUGUGCCUCACUUUCCUCGCACAUUAGUUCGGUCUCUUACUCUGGUCCCAGUGUGUAUGUGUGGCCAUGUGUGCAUACCUACCUUUUCGUUUUGUUUGUUUCCCCUGUGUGUGUAGGUGUAAUUGCUUACUUCUGUACUUUGUGUAUAUGAAUGUACACGUGAGCGCUUGCAUCUGUGUAAGUGAAAGAGAGAAGAGGAGGAAGAUUAUAGGGGGGUGGGGCGGGGGGGUAAGUGGCAUUGUAUGAUUGGCUGGAAGUGAAGACUUGUCAUUGCCCCUGAAGGAUCCAUUUUUAAUGCUAAAGGAGGUGUUCUAAGAUCUCAGACAUUAGGGCCUGUACUGUGAUUCGCCAAGUUUACUCACUUAUAUGUAUGAAAUGAAAACAUGAGAGUCUGAAUGAGUGAGGUUGAAGGACCCGAACUAAACAUGGCCAUCCAAGGUAACAGCUGAUGCCUCCUGAUGAAUGUUAUCAUGAGUCAUAACAACGUGCUGCCAUUUCCAUUCAGUCUCCCAUGAUCUCCUCAUGCUGUAAGGGACAGUCGCCGACCGGUUUCACUCAGCUCUACUGCUCCACUUCGCCUCUCUCUGUUAGUGACUGGGACUCCAUUGUUGGGCAUCAGAGCUCUACGCUUCCCUCUUUUUAAAAUUGGACCGCGGUGAAGAGACUGGACACUAUCGGUGGAGAUAGCCUUUUAGUCAGUGAUUCAAACAACAAUCAGGUGGCUCCGGUCAACACAUACACACUCAAAUAUACACACAUACGAUUAUACAUAUGUACACACACAUUGUAUUUGAUUCUUGUUCAAUAAGCUUAUGUAAAUACAAAUGUAUCACUUUCCAAAUAUUACAGCAUAAAUGUGGAUAGCUAUUUUAAAUAAUAAAAAAGUUGAGAACCAUCAUACGAUACAGAAACAGUGUUAUAAAGCCUACUGUGAAUUCUAGGUGGAGAACCUGAUAGAGGUGGCUGUGUGUGUAUGAGUGUGUGUGUAUGUUGGGAAGGUGUUGUAUGUGGUAGGAAGCAUGAUGAAGGGUGUGUGUGGACAGGCCUGAGGGGGGAGAAUGUUUCUAAAGCUGUAGAUUACUGUGUCAUGUCCGUCUGAAAGCUCAGACCCGCUUUAAAUGUUCGACAAAUGUUACCUUAAGUGUUUUCUAUACAGUGUUUGCAAAGAUCAAGAAACAAUUGCAUAUAAAGUAUUUACCAAGAUCAAGC